UUAAUUGAUGAAGGUGUCUCCGGACGAGCACACUACACUUUGUCAUUUGAUUUGGAGCAAAAACGGCGGCGGGAAGAGCGGCCCUUCGGCUCCGCUGGCCUCGCAGUCGCCCCCUUUCCGCCACAUUCCUUUAUCCUGGCUGGGCGAGGGGGGGAAGCGCAGCCAGCCAAAGGGCACAGCAGAAUGCCUUGAGACCAAGCCAGCACCUGGCUGAGGAUUUUAUAGCUCUCUUUUCUCCUGCUCUGCAACCUCCCCCCCCCCCGCCCGCGCUUUGGAGGGUGGUGUAGAUUUUCGCCCCCUCCCUUCCUGCCGCUGCCAGCCGUCCUCGGGGGCUGGGGACCCCCGCCGGCCUGCCUUUUUAUGCUCCCCCUGGCCCAAUGCUGGGACUCAUUUAAGCCCCGCCAUGGGAGACUUGAAGUCGGGCUUCGAGGAGGUGGACGGCGUGCGGCUGGGCUACCUGGUGAUCCAGGGCAAGCAGAUGUUCGCCCUCUCGCAGGUCUUCACGGAUCUGCUGAAGAACAUCCCGCGCACGACGGUGCACAAGCGCAUGGACCACCUGAAGGUCCAGAAGCACCACUGCGACCUGGAGGAGCUGCGGAAGCUCAAAGCCAUCAACUCCAUCGCCUUCCACGCCGCCAAAUGCACGCUCAUCUCCCGCGAGGACGUGGAGGCGCUCUACACCUCGUGCAAGACCGAGCGGGUGCUGCGGGCCAAGCGGCGCGGCCCCGGGGCCGCCCCCGACCCCCCCGGGCCCGACCCCUACGCGGCCCUUUGGAAGGACGCCGGCAAACUUUGGCUGGGCUGGGACGGCGCCGUGGCGCCCAAGAGCAAAGCGUGGCGGGCGGCCGAGGCGGGCGCCUUCCUACCGGCCUCGGAUCUACCUCACUUUUGGAGGCCGGCCCCCGCGCAAGGCUCCCCGGGCCUGGGCCGGGCGGCCGGCAAAGGGGCACCAGACUAUGAAACCGGCCCGCUGGGGCCCCGCUACGUCUCCCUGGCCGCGGAACCGGCCUAUUUCCGGAGCCUGCUCUGCUCCCGGCAUCCGCACUGCUACUACCGCUCCUCCGCCGCCAUGACCUGCCAGUCCAAGCUCGCCGCCGCCGCCGGCCCCGCAGGUAGCCCGCUGGCUCUGGGCUGCCGGACCAAGCGGGAGAAGGGCGGCCCGGGCCGCUGCGGGAGGCGCCUGCUGCUCCUGCCCCGCGCCUGCAAGCUGAAAGGCGGCCCGGCGCCGCGGCUGCCCGGCCUGGGCGGCUUCCUGGCGCCGCCGCCGCCGCUGCUGCAUCACGCCUGCCCGGAGAGCUACAGCAGCGACUCGGACUCCAGCUCCUACUCGGACCUGGCCGCCAACGACUCCGACUUCUGCUCCAGCCUCUCCAGCACCAGCAACUCGGCUUCUUCCGAGGACGACGAGGACGAGGACGAGGAAGGCAGCUGCGCCUCGGAUUCCAGCGAGCUCAGCUCCGACGAGGACGACGACGAGGAGGACGAGGACGAAGAAGAAGAAGACGAGGAGGAGGAGGAGGAGGAGGAGGAGAGCAGCUCCGAGUCGGAUUCCAGCUCGGGCUCCAGCCAGGUCUCGGUGCAGAGCAUCCGCUUCAGGCGCACCAGCUUCUGCCCGCCGCCCAGCCUGGCGCCGGCCGCCCUCCUGUACCACCCGCGCUGGGCCGGCCGCGAGGAGCCGCCGCGGACCAUCAAAACCGAAGCCCCCGAGGACCAGCAGGAGGAGUGGACCCGCUGCUGGGCCCCCAAGGCCGAGCCCGGCGUGGGCUUUGAGGAGCUGGGGCCGGCCCGGGGGGGCUGCGAGGGACUGCUCUCGGCUGGCCGCCCCCCUUCCCCCCGACCGGACCCCGCCGCCUUCCCUUCGCCCAGCCCAAAGAGCAGCCAGGCUUUGCCCCAGCCCCGGUGCCCGCCAGAGGCCAGGAAAGGCCGGCCCGCCAGCCCCCCUCCGCUGCUUCCUCCCCCUCCGCUGCCUCCAGAGAUCCCUGCCGCCGCUCUGGGGGGCUUGCCCAGGGAGCCCCCCCAAACCCCCGACCCGCCGGACUGCCGAUGGUGCCCCUGCUCGGACUGCUCCUGCUCCCAAAGCCCGCCCGAGGUGGCGGCCUCGGCUGCUGCUGAAUGUCCCGGCCCCCCGGCGCCCGGCCCCCUCCUGCCUCUUGUGCCCAUUGCCCAGAUCAAAGUCGAGGACAGCAGUGCCAGCGCCGAGUACGGAGCCCCCCCGUCGGCCAGCCCCAGUCGGACCCCUCUCAAAUGGGAAGGCGGCCCGACGGAGCCCAAAGUCGAGGCGGACGGUGAGGCCUCGCCCCCGGCCAGCCCCGCGCCGCCACCCCGCGAGGACCUGCUUCUGCCCGCCAAGGAAGACCCCGGCUGCAGCGACGAGCCCCCCAGCCCUCGCUCGAGCCCCCCGCCGCCGCCCUCCACAAGCCAGAUCCUCGCUGCAUGCACUUUAGGCGCUGCUGCUGCUGUUGCUGCCAAACCCGAGGAUGGGGAAUACAAAUUCGGAGCCAGGGUGAGGAAAAACUACCGGACUUUGGUGCUGGGCAAGAGAGCCAUCCUCCCCAGCCCGGACCCGCUCAAACCAAAUCUGAAAACGGCCCGGAGCCCCCGGCCGCCCCCGGGGAAACUCCUGGACGCCCCCGAAGGAACACUGGAUGACUUGGCGGUUCUCAGCCGGCGCAAACGGGUGGCCAGCGCCGUCGCCUCGGCCGUGAAAAGGCCCUUUAACUUGAUGGGCAAUUUUCCCUGCCCGCCCUCCUUGGUGGUUGGCCUCGACGGGGAUUUGUUGCCAGCCUACACCUUGAACACGGCCAGGGAUGGCCAAGCACCUCCCAAGGCCCAUCCUGUCUGGAAAUGGCAGCUGGGCGGGGCAGCAAUACCUCUUCCACCCAGCCACAAAUUCAGGAAAUUUCAUUCAUGAGCCAGAUUGAAUGGGAACAUUACUUUAUUCUUGAUACCCACCCUUCCCAAUCCUGCCUUUCCAUAUGCUUUUGAGAAUCUGCCCUCGAGGGCUUCUCCCGCCAAGGUCUUAUUUUUCACAAGAUUUUUGUUUUGGAAUCCUCAUUUUUGGAAUCCUGAUUUGGAAUCCUAUUUUUAAGAAGACGAGAAAUUGGAUUACUAUUUUCUUUGCCAUGGAAGCAACUGGGGGGAGGGAAGGGAAGGUCUAACAUUCCACAGACUACUUCAGGUGAAAGACUCAAGUUUAUUAAAAAGAAAAAAAGAUUUUUUUUAAAAAAAAGAAACUCAGUGAAAUCUGCUAAAGCUGGAACACUUUACUGUCUCAAAAUGCUAAUAAUGCACCCGGUACCUCAAUUCAACUGCUGCGAAUAAAUGUUUGGAAAAGGUUGAAUGAUAACAAUUCGAAUGAGCCAUUAAUAUGUAUGCACUAGAUUUCAAACCUGGAAAUCUAAGCAUUCAGUUCAAGUUUGGUCAGUGAGGAGGUUUGCACAGUAAGGAUUCACUAUAAUUGGGGUGGGGAACAGUCUGCUUUGUUGUCAGGUCUAAGGUCUCUUCCUUUGCUCAAUUUCCCCCCUUUCCCACAAAACCAAUUCCACUCCCGCAUUUAUCGAAUAUUGGCAGCAGGAUGUGUCUUUCCAGCACUGGAAAAGUUGCCUCUUUGGCCUACUCAGUACAUUUUGGAAGUAUAUUUGAAGGUAGAAAGAAAGGUGUGAUCCAGAAAAGAAAAGAAACCCAGCAACAAACCACUCUAGCCUGAGAACCAGCCACCAUUUGGGAAGGAGAAGUCAUGGGUGUCAUAUAUUGGCUACAGUAGGUGCUCCAGCAUGUCUUGCAGCUCAGACCUGUGCACCUUCGCUUGGGAAGCCUCUCUGAAUCCCACUGGGGCCUGCUCCGAGUAAAUAUGCGUAGUGUCACUUCAGCCUCAAAAUCAGUGGGAUUGUCCUGGAAUUAGGAGUAGCUGUAGUUGUAUGGAAAUUUGUGGGAUUUCCACAAGAUCUGAUCCUUCCAGGGUGGAAAAGCUGGGGAAAAAUCUGACUUCUCUUGUCCCAUUGGUGGACAUCAGAAGAAACUGCAGGGUUUUAAAAACAACAACAACAACAACAACCAGCAGGAUAACUAUCAACAGAGAUCCCAGUAGAAAGAAUAUUCCCUAAGGAGAAUCCUAUACUCUCGGUGGCUAUUUUAGCACCCAAACUCAGGCGUUUAAACCCCAGGAGAUGUCACUGUUUUUCUCUUAUCUCUGGAAAUUUGAUCUCUCCCCCCCCCCCCCCCCCACAAUCUUUGUAGCAGGAACAUUUUUUUACUGCACGUGACAAUCAGAGGCAAUUGUCUAUAUUUGCACUUAAUCUCGACAUAGUUGAAACAGGCUGACUUCUAGAGUCUAGCCUUUGGUAAGACAUGCCGGUGUAAUAUGUUGUGAUAAUGGAAGCAGUAAAUCAAAAUGAUGAAAAUUUGCACUGUUGGAAAAAGCAUGCUUUAGCUUUAUUUUCAAUUAAAACACUGUUUUGAAAGAAAAAAA
Messenger RNA from Sphaerodactylus townsendi, 4468 nucleotides. It is a transcript of the gene SKIDA1, whose product is annotated as SKI/DACH domain containing 1. The coding region runs from base 404 to 2911 and encodes 835 amino acids. Lineage: Eukaryota; Metazoa; Chordata; Lepidosauria; Squamata; Sphaerodactylidae. The transcript has 2 exons. The record is from RefSeq and is a predicted model, not a curated record.